Messenger RNA from Podospora bellae-mahoneyi, 2059 nucleotides. It is a transcript of the gene TUB2, whose product is annotated as Beta-tubulin 2. Gene Ontology annotation, molecular function: GTP binding; GTPase activity; structural constituent of cytoskeleton. The coding region runs from base 381 to 1286 and encodes 301 amino acids. Gene Ontology annotation, cellular component: microtubule; cytoplasm. NCBI's taxonomy places the organism in Eukaryota, Fungi, Ascomycota, Sordariomycetes, Sordariales, Podosporaceae. The record is from RefSeq and is a predicted model, not a curated record. The transcript is spliced from 5 exons. Gene Ontology annotation, biological process: microtubule cytoskeleton organization; mitotic cell cycle.
CAGCGGUGAACAGUCGUCGCCUUUCAUUUCCUUGCCCCCAAAAAUCAACAAAUCUCUCCUUUCCCCUACCAAAAUCUCCACCGGCUGCUUUUCAGACCCGACGUCGCCUGUUGUCCACCUUCGACCUUCUUCACUUUUUUGUCGUCAAAGUCGUAAACCACCAUCCCAGUAAAACCGCCAAAAUGCGUGAGAUUGUCCAUCUUCAGACCGGUCAGUGCGGUAACCAAAUUGGUGCCGCCUUCUGGCAGAUUAUCUCCGGCGAGCACGGCUUGGACAGCAAUGGCGUGUAUGUGUUAUCGUCGGGCCUCGCAUCAUUCGAAUAACCACUCACCGCUCCCAUAGGUACAACGGCACUUCCGAACUCCAGCUCGAGCGCAUGAAUGUCUACUUCAACGAGGUACAUACCAACACGAUGCCUUCACCGCUGUCACAUCACCAUAUCAUGGCUAACACCUUUGUUCCUUCAGGCUUCCGGCAACAAGUAUGUUCCCCGCGCUGUCCUCGUCGAUCUCGAGCCCGGCACCAUGGACGCUGUCCGUGCCGGUCCCUUCGGCCAGCUCUUCCGCCCCGACAACUUCGUCUUCGGCCAGUCCGGUGCUGGCAACAACUGGGCCAAGGGUCAUUACACUGAGGGUGCUGAGCUUGUUGACCAGGUCCUCGACGUUGUCCGUCGUGAGGCCGAAGGCUGCGACUGCCUCCAGGGUUUCCAGAUCACCCACUCCCUUGGUGGUGGUACCGGUGCCGGUAUGGGUACCCUUUUGAUCUCCAAGAUCCGCGAGGAGUUCCCCGACCGUAUGAUGGCCACCUUCUCCGUCGUGCCAUCGCCCAAGGUUUCCGACACCGUUGUUGAGCCCUACAACGCCACCCUCUCCGUCCAUCAGCUUGUUGAGAACUCCGACGAGACCUUCUGCAUUGACAACGAGGCUCUCUACGACAUCUGCAUGCGCACCCUCAAGCUCCCUAACCCCUCGUAUGGUGAUCUCAACCACCUCGUCUCCGCCGUCAUGUCCGGUGUGACCGUUUCUCUCCGUUUCCCCGGCCAGCUCAACUCUGAUCUCCGCAAGUUGGCUGUCAACAUGGUUCCUUUCCCUCGUCUCCACUUCUUCAUGGUCGGCUUUGCUCCCCUGACCAGCCGUGGCGCCCACUCUUUCCGCGCCGUGUCCGUUCCCGAGUUGACCCAGCAGAUGUUCGACCCCAAGAACAUGAUGGCUGCUUCCGACUUCCGCAACGGUCGUUACCUCACUUGCUCUGCCAUCCCGUGGCAAGGUCUCUAUGAAGGAGGUUGAGGAUCAGAUGCGCAACGUGCAGAACAAGAACUCGUCUUACUUCGUUGAGUGGAUCCCCAACAACGUCCAGACCGCUCUCUGCUCCAUCCCUCCCCGUGGCCUCAAGAUGUCGUCGACCUUCGUCGGUAACUCUACUGCUAUCCAGGAGCUCUUCAAGCGCAUUGGCGAGCAGUUCACUGCCAUGUUCCGUCGCAAGGCUUUCUUGCAUUGGUACACUGGUGAGGGUAUGGACGAGAUGGAGUUCACUGAGGCUGAGUCCAACAUGAACGAUCUCGUUUCGGAGUACCAGCAAUACCAGGAUGCUGGUGUUGAUGAGGAGGAGGAGGAGUACGAGGAGGAGGCCCCCGCUGAGGAGGAGUAGAACACCAACGACGUGUCCCCUCUACUACCGGCGGCUGGCCUACAGGAUCAUGCCGGCGUUGAUAUUGAGCAUCAUCCACUAGGCGGCUUGUCGACGGAUCGUUUAUUGGCUUAAGGAUGACUAACCCUGUUUGGAAGCGUUCUUGACGUGUAGCCCUUUUUUGUUGGUGGAUAAUGGAUUAUUGAUUAUAUCAGUUGGGCCCGCCGUUGAAAAAGCUGCUUCUGUGACAUCUUUCUUUUUGCCCCGUGCCUUCAGUUCUUUAUUGCGAUGGAGCCGGUGUUUCGUCGGUGGGGGGUUGAUCCGGUCAAAAUACUAGACAUGGAGGCAGGGUCCGUCUGGGAUGGCCUCCUUUUAUUCAAACAUAGUACAUUAGAAAAUAUAUGCGCACGCAUGGUGGUAAUUACCAUUGGGG